AUGAAGGGGAGUCUCGGAGACAGGAAAAGGUAUGACGAUGAUUCAAGUGUGAGCAGUGAUGAGGACCUUGAACACAAAGGGGGGGAGUGUCGGAGACAGGAAAAGGUGUAUGACAAUAGUUCAAGUGUGAGCAGUGAUGAGGACCAUGAACACAAAGAGGCUGUCAAUGUGGGUCGAGCAAUGCUGUCAAUGUCACAGAUGAAGCAUUUGCACUUUUGA
This is a messenger RNA of Cylindrotheca closterium, 219 nucleotides long. Lineage: Eukaryota; Bacillariophyta; Bacillariophyceae; Bacillariales; Bacillariaceae. The record is from the annotation of a GenBank genome assembly.